Messenger RNA from Thalassophryne amazonica, 815 nucleotides. RefSeq lists its product as uncharacterized. NCBI's taxonomy places the organism in Eukaryota, Metazoa, Chordata, Actinopteri, Batrachoidiformes, Batrachoididae. The record is from RefSeq and is a predicted model, not a curated record. The transcript is spliced from 5 exons. Bases 171 to 815 code for a protein of 214 amino acids.
CAUCAACAGAUCGUGGCACCGGCUGGCGCCACAAAGUGCACCGAUGGCCAACUUCUGCGCACACUGUGCGCCAGCACAAGUUGGUCAUUCCUGCUGAGGUCCCAGACAAGAAGUUCGUUCUUGUUGUUGGGGCAUCCCAUCUGCGCUUCCUUGCAGAUGAGAUUGUGCCGAUGCCAGAAGAUCGCUACAGCUUUGGCUUCAUGUUGACUCCAGGGGCGUGCGCGGACCACCUUAGGACUGAAGUUGUUCACGCUGUUCUUCCUCGGACCCCUGAUGCUGUUUGUCUCAUUGCCCCUGGAAACAACCUGACGGCCAGCACCACGCCCGAGCACGGGGGCGCAGCUUUUCACCGCUACCUGGUGACUGUCUGCAACGUCUGGCCAACUGCACAGGUUUUUGUUGUGGACCUUGUCCCACGCUUGACGGUCCCGGGGGAUGUUCAAGAGUUUUUCCGUCAGGAAUUUCACCGCGUGUCAGCUCGCCUUGGUGUUAAGUACUAUCACCACGCUGGCCGCUUCCUCCUGAACAACCGGAAGCUGUGGUGCCGUGAUGGUGUGCACCUCAGUGAUGACAUGGGGAUGCCCCUCCUCGUGGACUCACUGUUGGCUGCCACCACCCACCACCUGGAGACACUGGCACCUACACCACAGGUGCCGCGCCCGGUGUCUCCCACGCCUAAACCCAGGCCUCCGCCACGGGUUGUACCACGUGUGGUUGUGGUUGGGGAGGUCCCUGUUCCACGCCCCCCCCGAGUGGACAACUGUAGAGCCAGGCAGGAAGGUAAGGGGUUGAACAAUGUACAGAUGCUUUCAUGA